Molecule: messenger RNA, 2583 nt
Organism: Alternaria atra
Lineage: Eukaryota; Fungi; Ascomycota; Dothideomycetes; Pleosporales; Pleosporaceae
Exons: 1
Coding region: 1-2583 (860 amino acids)
Source: RefSeq, a predicted model, not a curated record
AUGAACCCUCCUCGACCACGACAGCAAUGCGAUAACUUCAAUAUGCCAGACCGAGUCACCACUAAAUCUGACAGUGCUAUCUUGCCGACCACUGGCAAGCAAAUUCGUCAACACGAAGCCGCGGGACUCAAAGGCCUGUCAAAGGAGCAAAUUCCCAAGUUCUGGGAGGAAGUCGAAUACUGGAACAAAGAAUUCUUCUCCGAGGCCAAGUGGCAGGAGGUUCUGAAGCGGAUAUGGAGGGCCAGGCAGGAGCACGGCAUGAUGGUACUGGGGUGGCAUCCGCCUCCUAAACCUAUACACUCGAUUCUUACGCCUGGAGGACGCCAUCUACUACUCUAUAGCUCCUCGUCGCUCACCGCACCCACGGGCGCACAUCCACUUCGUCCAGCCCACCUUCCUCGCAUCGAGACUGCAUCGCCCAGCAUACCGCGCCCGCGCUGGGAUGUCGUCUCCGCUGGUCCUGCGACUCCCCUCUCCACCACAACAGGACCGGUGAAGAAUGCUUUCGCAGAAGGUGGUUUCUGGGCCUCUCUCUCACCGAAGGCAUCAUCUCUAGCCGGUAUACCCACCCCAACAACACCCACCGCCGCCGCCAUGCCGUAUGACUUGUACACUUUCCAUACACCCACAGACCUCGCCGCCAAAACUACCUACGAGGAAGUUCGAGGUGAUGUAAAUAAAAUGGCUCUCCAACUCUGCGCAAGCCGUCACGCCCUUCGCCGCUCCUUCACCACCGAAAACGACGUCAUACACCCGUCUAUGGUGCGGCCUCGGGAUACCUUGCUCGCCGCUGAACUCACGUUGUCGAGUUACAAACUCCCCGAGUCGCUUUCAAGCUACAUCGAUCCCCUCUUCCCAGCCAAGAUUGAAAACUACGCCGACGAAGAAGCAGUGGGUGCGAAGCAGUAUAGCAUCCCCAGCCUAAGCCAAUUGGAAGACGUAGACGCUUGGCUACAAUACGAUGAGAAGACUGGGGAGAUGACCACUAUAUUAGAGGCGCAGAGGGAUUUACUCAGGAUGAAUCGGGAAAGAAGGAAGGGGCGGGAGGUUGUGGUGAGGGAAGGAGGUGUUAGAUUAGCGUGGGCUGUCCGGGUAGUCAACGACGCACAGCUCGUGCUUGAAAGACAUGUGGACGCAGGCGGCGAAGAUAGUGAUGACGAGGGGUACGAGUAUGGGAAUUUCAUCAGGAGUCUGGGCGGCGGUGAGCAAAAAGGUUCGCUGAGGUCGAGCGGCUCGACGCUCGACUUGUCAUUACUCAAAAGCUCGUCGACUCGCAGCAGUAACGAAUCUGAUAUCGUCGUUACCCAUCGCUCAGCCAGCGGUCCUAUCAAACCGACUUAUGACUCGAGUUUCGGUCACAAUACCUUACCGCUUCGGAAUAGAACCUUGACGUUAUCCAGCCUUUCCACCGCCGUCCCAUCAUCGGGUUCGCAUACGCAUCAUGACUCCUACCUGGACUCCUACGAACGCAGGCAACCAUCCACGAUCCACAGUAUCCGCCGCAGCAAUGCCACAGUCACAGCCACAGCCACAGCCAUCUCCACCACCUCCAACCUCGCCAGGACCCGCCGUAACUUCAACUCUAGUUUCAGCAUUAAUACGACCGGCAUCGACACGUUUAGAGAGUCGCUGCUAAGCCCGCAAGAACGCGGUACUAGGCGCCGGGGCCCCAGCAUACAGGAUCUGAGUUCUUGGGCCGAUGAACUGAAGAAGAUGGAGAGAAAGAGAGCCGAGGUACGAUUAGCCGGUGGAGGAAGUCGUCGACGAGAUCCUUCUGUUUCACAAAAAGUGGUGGAUGAGGAAGGUGGCGGCCGCCAGGGGGAUGGUCUGGUGAUUAACGGGUGCGUGCAUCCUGCUUUGAGGGGAGGUGGGCAGGGUGAGAGCGAGAAUGAGGAUCAAAACAAAGUGAAACGACUGAGGAGCAGAGGUGGGACUGGAAGUAGCACAGCGAGUUGGCGUUGUAGCACUGCUGCCGGUAUCGAAGGGGAUAUGCAUUCCGGCACUGUCGACUAUGCCACCGACAACGAAGCGGAACACUACCAAGGCGGUGCCGAAGACGGGGAUAUAACGACGCUGACACCAGAGUGCAUGGAUUGGGCAAGACAACCCCGCCGCUCCUCAUCCUCACCGACACAUCCUGCCAUAAGACUGUCUUCGUUGACUGCACUGCGAUUAUCGCCCCCUCGUCGCCCGCCACGUCCUCUUCCCGCACCACUCCCUGAAUGUUCUAGCGUACCACCUACACCCAUCCUCCUCCCAGCACCCAGCUACAAUAGAUACGCAUCUACGUCGUAUGAAAGGCAAGCUUCGAGACCUGUCUUUCCUUUGGUCACGCUUUCGUCCCCCUCGGUUUCCUCGACCCUUCAGCGCGGUGCGAAGAAAGCAGUUUUGUUGGAAGAAGCUGUGCGGAGUAAUCAGCACCUGCAUGCGCUAUCGAUGAGUAAAAUGAAUGAAAAGGAGAAGGAGGAAGAAUGGGGUGAAGAGCUCAGAGCGAUGGAAGGGAGGGAGAGGCUAAGACAGCUAGGACUAGAUAGGGGGACAGAGACAGAGCGCGAGCGUGGCUCAGGAAGGGACGUGGGAUAG